Molecule: messenger RNA, 776 nt
Organism: Dentiscutata erythropus
Lineage: Eukaryota; Fungi; Glomeromycota; Glomeromycetes; Diversisporales; Gigasporaceae
Source: the annotation of a GenBank genome assembly
AUGUCUCAAUAUUCGUUGUCUCCACAAUAUUACAAAAUAUUAAACCAACUCAAGAAUCAUAUUGAAACCUUUAAUAUGUCUUUAGAAGAUGUAAGGAAAAAUAAUUUCACUCCUACAACAAUUCCAGAUAAUUUCAUUGUGGACGAGGUUAAAUUGGAUGAAAUGAGAUCAGCUGAAAUGAGUCGUUUCCUUACUUGUAAAAUUGCCGAAACUGCUGAAUGUCCAGUUUUUUCAAUAAAUUAUCGACUUUCUCCAGAACAUCAAUUUCCUGCUGCACUUUGUUCUAGUGCUGGUGGUGAAUUGGCUGUUGCUACUGCAUUAUUCCUCCGUGACGCUGGUUUGCCAUUGCAUUGCCAUAAGGGUUUGUUUUAUGGAAUUCCUAAGUUUAAACCACUUUCUUCUUCUAUGUCAAUUGAAUUCCAUGAACGCGUAAAAAUUCUUGCAGAAAAAAUUAAGCAAAAAAAACCAAAAGUGGUCAGUCAUCCUUCUUUUACCAAAGUUCCAAGAUUUAGAUUAUAUUGCGCAAAUGUAGCUUUAGCCAUUCCUCAUGUUAGUCCAAUGUUGGCUGAAAGCUUGGGAAAUUUUCCACCUAUUUUAUGCAUAAGUGGUGGAGAAAGAUUGGCAGAUUCAAAUGGUUUAUUUAGCUUUAGAGCUUCUUAUCCGAAUAAAUUUCAAGUUCCUAAAUAUGCUACAGUGAAUUUUGCUAAUUCACCAUUCAAAAAGCCCACUGAAGUCAUCCUUGAAGUUUAUGAUGAAUUGUUCACUGUUUUCAACAA